AUGGCUCUUCUGGAGCAUUUGAAGGUCGACCCCGGCAGUAUUCGCUUCCAGUUCGACGUGGGUCAGGAGCUUCGCAGUACCCUUCGCUUCACCAACUUCAGCGACCAAACGCUGGUCAUUAGGCUCACCCCGGGCACUGCACGCGCGUACACCAUCGUGGAUGGCGGCAUGCUGCUGCUGCCGCCCAACAGCCUGGAAGAGAAGUCAGUGCUGUGUGCAGCGUUUGACAAGAAGCCGUUCUGGUUCCCUGCAGACUUCUUCACUCUCGAAUGCUUCCUUGCUAACUCCAUUCAAGAGGUGGAGCUAGGUCGCGAUGUGGUGCCCAUAGGCCGUCGCCAGCUGCAAGUGGCCUUCAACGAACGGCCAGGAGGCAACUCCAUGCCCGCACUUUUCAGUAACUCGCAGUCGGGUCACAUGCGUGCCUUGGGUCUGCCUGGCGCCUUCUCUGCUGAUGAUCGCGCACAGGCGGAGGUGUACGAGGCGAUGAAGCAGACGCUGAAGGAGAGCCAGGAGAAGCUGAUGGAGCGCGACGACACGAUCCGCGCGCUCAGGGAGGUGCUGGCGGCGCUGGGUCCCAAGCUCAAAGCGCGGGAGGACGAGCUGGAGGAGUAUGAGGUGCACGUGUGCGAGCUCAAGCAGCGGCUGCUCAUGGCUGAGAAGAAGGUGAACGAGCUACAAACCGCUCUGGCUAUGACGCCCGAUAGAAUGAAGGCGGCACUGGAGGAGGCGGGGGAGAGGGAGGCGUCGUUGGAGGGCAAGUGCCGCAUGCUGGAGGGCGAGUGCGAGAGGAGCCGCGCUGCCAUCCUCGCUGCCCAGCAGCAGGCCGACUCCCUCACUCGCACCCUGAGAGUGAUGGAGAUUGAGAAGCUUAAGGCAGACAGGGAGCGCUCCCAACAGGUGCGCAGUGUGCGUGCGGAGAAGGUGGAGUUGGAGCACGAGAUAGCUCGUCUCAAGGACGCCCUCAAAGCAGCAGGCGGCCACCUCUCCUCCCCAGACAGGCCCGAACCCCCCCGCCGCCGCCUCUCCUCCCAGCUCUCCCCCCACGUCCCUAGCCGCCCCGGCUUUCCCUCAUCUGCGUCUCUCUCAUCAGCAGACACACCUGACAGGGAGGGUCGUAGGUCCUUCACACGCUCCUCUAGCCGCAGCAGCCAGGAUCUAGAGGGCCGGGAGGGGCUGGGGAGUGUGGACGAGUCGAGCCAAGGCGACCGGGAUGAGAUGUUUGAGACGCGAUCAGUGGAGAGUGUGGAGGAGGGGAGUGAGAGGGGAGGGGGGAGGAGAGGGGAGCGGGGACUGGAGGAGAUGGUGGGAGCGGACGGGGAGAUUGCGGAAGGCGGUGCAAGCAGCAAAGAGCUAUUGGCGCUGUUGGAGGGCGAGCGUGCGAGGGCAGCAGCAGGGGAGCGGCGGCUGAGGCAGUUGCAGGAGGAGAUGAGCCAGCUACAGACAGACCUGGUCCGAUGGCAGCAGGCGGCGAGGGAGGGCGAGGAGGGGCGGCAGCAGGCGGUGGCAUGGCAGCAGCGGUGCACAAUGGUGCAGGAGGAGCUGCAGCAGCGCCGCAGCGAGGCAGGUUUCCUCAGGGGCGAGGUCUCCCGCCUGCGCACGCUGCUGCAGGUGGGUGCUUCUACUAGUAGCAGCCAUGUCAUGGAAAGUGGGUUGGGGGAGGCGGGCGAGGGCGGUGGGGACAGGGGCGGAGACGGUGGCGAAUGGAGAGAGGGGGAUUUGGACAAAGGAGCAGGCGUAGGAGGGGGUGUAGGAGCAGGGGUAGGAGGUUCAGGGAGACGUGAGCAUGAAGGGGUGGGAGAGGCAGACAGGGAGCGAGGGGAGGGGGUUGGGAGGGAGGAUAGGGCAGUGUCUGGUGCAGGAAGCGUGGAGGGUGGGAGGGCAGAACGGGAUGGACAUGCUGGCGGUUUUAGGAAUGGAGGCGAGGCAACGGCAGCAGCAGCAGGAGGAGCAGUAGCAGCAGGAGGGGUGUGUGAGAGGUGUGGGAGGGGGAAUAACGUGGGGAUUGGACCGUCCAGGAGCCAUGAUGCAGAGGAGGCUGCUAUGCUGAGAUUCGAGGCGGCGCGGCUGAUGGAGUCGAUGGCAGCAAUGGAGGCGGAGAGGCAGCAGCUGCGCAUAGCGGUUCGCGACCGGGACGAGGUGGUCAGGCGCGUUGAGAGGGACGCGCAGGAGCUCCGAUACGCCAACGAGGAGGCGACCACACAGCUGGCAACGUAUCGCCAGCUCAUUGACAGCCUCUCCUCCUCCUCGCCGUCUCGCUCCCACCAGCACGUGGAUGUCGAGAGGGAGCGGGCGCAGCAGCGCAUUCUGCAGCAGCGGGUGGAGCAGCUAGCGCAGCAGGUGCAGGCAGGGAGGCAGGACAUGGAGGGGCUCAGGCAGGCGCUCAAGGCGGCCAGGGAGGAUGUGGCUGAGAAGGACGUGCGCAUCCGGGAGCUCGUGAAGCAGCUGCAGCACUGCGAGGCGCUCAAGGCGGCCAGGGAGGAUGUGGCUGAGAAGGACGUGCGCAUCCGGGAGCUUGUGAAGCAGCUGCAGCACUGCGAGGGCCAGAGGACACGACAAAGUAAGACAGCAGAGAAGCAAGCCCACCUCGUUCGUCUCACUCCCGAUGAGUGUGGCGUCUCACUCCCGAUGAGUGUGGCGUCUCAGCAGCAGACGCUACAGCAGGCUGAGAGGGUUGCGAGAGAGGAGGCGAUUCACGGAGGCGAGGAGCAGGGGCGGGCACAGCAGCAGCAGCAGCAGCAGCAGCAGCAGGCAGAGCAGGAGUGCCACUCAUUGCGGCAAGAGAACGAGGCCUUACGGAACGAGAUCGAGGGCCUCAGGCAGGAGAUUGGGCAGCUAAGGGAGGAGAUUGAGGGGUUGAAGGAGGAGGCACAGAGGGUUGGGCAGGAGGGGGAGGAGUUGAGGCAGGCGGUGCAGGGGGCGAGGGAGGAGGUGGGGGAGAAGGAGGAGCGGAUCCGUGCGCUGCAGGACAGACUGGAGCGGAUUGAGAUGCAGGAGGAGGAGUCGGGUCUACAGGACAUGCUGGCAGCGCUGCAGGCAUCGGUGCGGGACAAGGAGGAGACGUUGCGGUCGCUCAAGACGGCGCUUGCUCUUUCAGACGCUCGCGCCAAGGAUGCAGGGUCACAGCUAGAGCCUCUCAAGCUAGAGCUGCAGCAGCUACGCCUGCAAAUGGACGAGCAGCAGGCAGCACGGGAAGAAGAGUUUCGGCUCGUGGCAGCAAGAAUGGGGGAGCGCAAUAAGGCUCAAGAGGCAGAGCUGCAGCAGUCAACAGCCGCCAUGGAGGCCCUGAAGGCGCGUCAUGAGAGAGAGAUGGAGCAGAUCAAGAGAGCAAUGGCAGCAGCCAGGGCAGCACACGAAGCAGAGCUUCAGCAGCUCAAAGACAACACGGCAGCAGAAGCAGCAUCGCAAGGGACGGAUCUGCAGCAGCUCAAAGACCAGCUGGAGUCCUCCAAGGCAGCGCACGAGGCAGAGCUCCGUCAACUGCUCGAUGAAAUGGAGGUCAUGAAGGCGAGUCAUGAGAGGGACAUGGAGCAUGCCAAGGCAACCAUGGGGGCGGCAGAGCCGGCAGUGGCAAGCAGGGCAGGGCAGAGCAGUGAGGAGGUGGAAGCACUGCAGAGGAGAGUGGCAGAGCUGGAGGCUACAGUGGAUGGCAAGUCUCGUGAGCUGGCCAUGGCAUCGGAGUCAUCAGAGGGGGAUAUGCAAUCCGUGCUGGCACAGCUGGAAAGCUGCAAGGAGCAGGAGAGGAAGCACAAGGAGCACGCGCAGCAGCUACAGGAAACCCUAAAAACCUACGAGCUGUCCCAGCUGCGCGCGCAAGAGCUACAAUCUGCAAACGACGAGCUGAGGGACCAAUCAGAGCGGCUUUUAGCUGAGAUCCGGAGCUUAGAGAUGGUGGUGGCAGGGGUUGAGUCGUUUGAUCCGAGGCGGCCUAACCACCGGCUCAAAGCGCGCCGCUGCUCCUUCCCCGCGCUGCUUCCGCGCGUCUCAUCCGCCAUGUCCGGCGAUCAGGAUCGCGAGCUCGCGCGCGAGCGCAAUGCGGACCGCCGGCUGCCCGUCGACGCGCUGGCGCGCGUGGAUCCCGCGGAGAUGGUGCGCCUGCUGGGCCAAGCGCUCGUGCAGAGUGAGUGGCGUGGCGGUAGAUACUGCCUGAAGGUUGCGGUCGCUUCUGGAAGCGAGGAGGGCGGGGGACUCGUGGCGCACGGCGAUACGCUGCUGCACCUGGUGCUGGCGUCGCUGGAAGGAGCCAUGGGAGAGAAGGAGGGGGCAGACGCAGCAAGUGCUGCUGAUGAAGCAGCAGCAACAACUGCCGAUCCAGCAGUUUUAGGAGCUGCAGCAGCAGCAGCACCAGCAGCAGUAGCAGCAGCAGGAACGGCAGCAGCAGGUGGGACCAUUGCAGUUGGGGCGGUAACCGAUGAGGUUAUAGCGAAGCGGUUGGCAUGCGGCAUGUUUUGGGGAGCCAUGAGGAGCGCACAGGAGGCGAAGCGAGAAGCCAGAGUGAAGAAACCGGGCAAGGAGCCACAGGGAAAGAAGCGCAGAGCAGUGGCUGUUGCCGCAGAGGAUGAGGCAGGCUCUUCUGCUUCUCCUCCUCCUUCUGCUGCUCCUGCUGCUCCUUCUGCCGCUUCUUCUGAGGCAGCAGCUGCUGCCGCAGCAGGUGCUGCUCUCCUUGACGUGCUGUUGUCUCACUCCCUGAUUCACACCAACGGCACCACCACCACCACCACCACCACCACCAGCACCACCACCACCACCACCAGCACCAGCAGCACCAGCAGCGUCAGCGGCAGCGGCAGCACGGGCGUGGGUGCAUGGGACUUCUCGAGCCUGCGUCCGCGUGUGCUGGUGCGGCUGCUGGCCGUGGCAAACGUGUCUCUGCAAGACCUUGACCUCUAUGUCUCGUCCAUGGGCUUAGCGCUGCCGCCACUAGCACGGGUGCAAGGGGACGGAGGUGUGUGGGAAGGGGCGGGAGCAGGGGCAGAGUCAGGCGAACCUGCUGCUGCUGCUGCUGUCUCUAGUGACGUUUCUUCUGCUGCCACCGCUCCUGUUUCUCCCGAAACCGUCCCGUUCGAAACCCCCUCUCCUUCCUCACCCGCAUUAACCGAGGUGCGAGCCUACCUCCGCCUCCUCGUCUCCCGCAAGGCGUACCCCGCAGCAGUGGGGCUAAUGAAGCAGCUGCACAUGAGCGAAGGGAAAUCCGGGGAGUUUCUUCUUGAUAUGGUGGAGAGGGGGCAGGUGGAGCUGGCCGCUGAUUGGGCCAAGUACCUCGGCGGUGACACGUGUCGCGCGCUGAUUCGCGCGUGCAUGCAGAGGGACCUGUACAAGGCUGCGUAUAAGGUGGUGGUGCGGUGCGAGAUGAAGGAGGAGUUUCCCAACGCGUGGACCGAGUACCGGAAGAGCUCGCUGCGCAAGCUAGCGGACAAGUGCAUGUGGGAGGUGGCGGAGUGUCUUGUGGGGGACGACCCCGACCUGCUCAACUACCUCCUGCAACUGGCGGUGGAGGCAGGAGAGGCGGAGUUUGCAUCCUCCCUCUGUGCCCAGCACAACGUGCCCGUGCCACCUGCCGUGCAAGGCGCAUUGGCAUCAGAGGCCCCAACGCCAGUCCUCUCCCUCCCCUACCUGCUCCAGUGGGGGAGCAACGAGGGGCAGGGGGGGGGAAAGCUUGUAGACGGACUCAGUGACGCGCCUCAAGCAUCGCUUGCUGAAAGGCAGGAGGAUGGGGAGAAGCUGAUAGAGACAAAUUCUGAGGCGCCUCAGAGACUAGUUGGGGAUGAAGAGGAGGAGAGGAGGAGGAGGAGGAGGAGGAGGGAAGCGAUAAUGAUGGUUGAUAGUGCAGAGAGUAUUGAGCGCAUGAGGGAGGUGUUAUGCGGGGAUGGGGUGGAUGCGGUGGGGUUUGAUUGUGAGUGGAAACCCAAGACUCAGAAGGGUGCUAAGGCCAAUAAGGUGGCCAUACUCCAGCUAGCCACGCGCCGGCAGGCCUUCCUCAUCGAUCUCAUCACCAUCACCGCCUCUCCACCCCUCUCGACCGCUCUCAACUCCGUCCUCCUCCACGUCUUCACCUCACCACACAUACUCAAGCUCGCCUACGGUGCAGCCAACGACCUGCGUCUCCUCGCGCGCUCCCACCGCGCAGCCCUCCCAGCCGUCUCCACCUGCCACCCCGUGCUGGACCUCCAGCCUCUCGUCGCCCUCCUCUGGCCGCUCUCCGCCCAGGACACCCCCAAGGGGGGCCUGAAGGGCGUGGUGCGCAGCGUGUUUGGGCGGCGCAUGAGUGCGCGCGUGCAGAUGAGUGACUGGGAGGCAAGGCCGCUGAGUGCAGCGCAGGUGGAGUAUGCAGGGCUGGAUGCGAUGGUGCUGCCGCAUAUCUUCGAUCGCUGUGUGGCGGUGGCGAGGAAGCAUGGUGCUGACAGCGUGGUGGCUGCUUGUCAGGUGCGUCUGGGAAGUGGGAGAGGUGGGGAAAGGAAGGGGGACGGGAAGGGGGAAAGGAAGGGGGAAGGGAAGGGGGAAGGGAAGGGGGACGGGAAGGGGGACGGGAAGGGGGACGGGAAGGGGGAAGGGGAGGGGGAAGGGAAGGGGGAAGGGAAGGGAAGGAUGCUGAUGCUUUUCUCCUUGAGUGACCUCUCCGAUCUGGUGGGGCAGGAGAGGGUAUCAGCAGCAGCAGCAGCAGUAGCUGCUAACGUUGAAGUUGACUCAAAAGCCGCCCUCCGCCCUCCUCCCGUUUUCCCCGUCCUUCCCCUGCAGUCCUCAUUCCGCGUUGACGGCUCUAUCCCAGCAUUUGAGGACGAUGACAAUGACGACAGUGACCUCUCAGAUCUGGUGGGGCAGGAGCGAGUGGCAGCAGCAGCUGCAGCGGCAGGGCUUGUGCCCAUGGCGGGAUCGUCUCUUGAGGAGAUUCUGGAGGGGAAAGAGCGGCAGGCUAAAGGGGGGGUGGGGCAGGAGCAGCAGUCGGUGCAGGGGGGAUCGGGGUUGCAGCAGGGGGAACAGGGGGAGCAGGGGAGGCAGGAGAAAGAGGAGGAGACGAAGGAGUCCUCGUCUGCACAUGCCCUUUCUCUCAAUCUCAUGCCCUCUCACACGCCUCUUUGUCCCCUUUUUUCUCCCUCUCUCCUCCAUUUCCCCUUCUCCUCCCGUUCUCUCUAUCUCUUCUCCCGCUCCCUGCAGGCUCACACCCCUCACACUCCGCUGAACCUCACCCUGACUCCAGAGAACGCCUAUGCCAUUUGGACCACCGACCAGGUGCAAGCAGCGUUUGCGGACAGGAAUAGGACAGUCAAGUCGAAGGUGCAGGAAUGGCAGCAGGCAAGGGCCCUGCCCGUUCCAACCUACUCCACCGUCAACCUCGCCACACGCUGGCUGUACGAUGCACUCCCCUCCAUUCUGCAUGUACCUCAUCUGCAUCACGUGCAGCAGCGGGCCGUUGCAGCAGCGGCGGCGGCAGAAGCAGCACGGGCAGGAGAAGCAGGGGUUGCGGGAGGGGUGGGAGACGCAGGAGGAGCAGGAGGAACUGAAGCAGGAAGGCAGAGAGAAGCAAGUGGAGGCAGGGGGGGCGUUGAGACAGCUGAAAACCCCACGGGGCAGCAUCACCCGUGGUGGGGGAACGGGAACGGGAACGGUCCUAGUGCUCUCUUCCCGUUCUUUGUGUCUCAGGUUCGCAUUCAAGUGCCCAGACAGGCACGGCCACAGGCACCAGUAGGGGCAUUGCCAGAGGCAUUGCCUGGGUCAGCAGCAGGGGCGUUGGCAGGGGCAAGGGUGGCGGAGGGCAAGGGAGAGGCAGGGGAGGAGCACGAGAGGGAGCGGGAGGGGGAGGAGUGGGCGUGGGAGCGGUUCUUGGGGCUGCCAGCAGGAGCAGCAAAGGAGGCGGAGAACCGGGCGGCGUUUGCUGCACUGCAGGCACUGGUGGGGCGAGAGGAGGCGGAGUUCCUGGCGUUUGGUGACGUGCUGCGCCCACACAACAUGGCAGCUGUGCCGCUCCUACUUAUGACAGUCUUUCAAUGUCUCUCCCUGCCUCCUUUCUACCUCCCACCUAUUCUCACCCAUUCCCACCUAUUCAUACCAACUCGCACCCCACUUCCAGCGGAUAUCAUAGUUGCCAUUGUGCCAGCAGCAUCGACAGUCAAUCUCAAUGCCAUUGCUGCGCAUUUCGGCCUCCUUCCCAGAUCCUCUCCUGCAGUCCUUUUUAACGUCCUGUUUGCUCUCCCAAUGAGCGUGUUGCCUCGCUCUCCCUUCCCCUUCGACUGUAAAGGCCCUCACGGGCUUCCCAAGCGAUGUGCUGCCUCCCCUGGGAUACACCCAGUCUCAGUCUCAAUUGUUGCAGCAGCAGCGGCAGCAGCAGCAGCAGCAGGAGCAGCAGGAGCAGCAGCAGGAGCAGCAGGAGCAGCAGCAGGAGCAGCAGGAGCAGCAGCAGGAGCAGCAGGAGCAGCAGGAGCAGCAGCAGGAGCAGCAGCAGGAGCAGCAGGAGCAGCAGGAGCAGCAGCAGGAGCAGCAGGAGCAGCAGGAGCAGCAGCAGGAGCAGCAGGAGCAGCAGGAGCAGCAGCAGGGGCAGCAGGAGCAGCAGCAGCAGCCCCAGCAGGAGGCAGUGCUGAUGAUGUCUGCAGGGGACCAAGAUCAAUGGAUGUUCAUCCGACCCCACCCCCUCCUCCAAGUCACUCAAGCCAUUCCUGUGCUCAAUCUCGCCCUCCCGUGUUCCAACGCUCUUGCCUCCUCUCCCGCUCUUGCCUCCUCUCCCGCUCCUGCCUCCUCUCCCGCUCCUUCCUCCUCUCCCGCUCCUUCCUCCUCUCCCGCUCCUGCCUCCUCUCCUUCGUCUCCCCUCUCUCCAUCACCAUCUCUUCCAACUGCUCCUUUCUCUUCUCCCUCUCCUUCCUCUCCUACCUCUCCUACCUUUCCUACCUCUCCUUCCUCUCCUUCCACUCUCUCCUCUCCUGCCUCAAAUGCAUCCUCGUUUUCCAAUCCUCCUCCUACUUUCCUCCCUCUUUCACCCUCCUCAUCUUCCUCCUCUUCCUUUUCCUCUUCCCUUUCUUCAUCUCCAUUUCUUCCCUCCUCUUCCACUCCUCCCUCCUUUUCCCCCUUCUCUCCGUCCUCUUCCUCCUUGUCCACACCCAUCUUGUCAUCUCCAUCCACUUCCUCCCAUACUCCAACCCCAACCCUUCCAUUCGUCCUCCAUCCCUCCUCUCAACCCUCCCAUUCCUCCUCCCAACCUUCCCGUUCCUCCUCCUUUCUUCCAUCCUCCCUCGAACCAUCGUCCACUUUUUCCCUUCAAGAUUCCCCCAGCAGCAACCCCAGCACACCUCGAACCUUUCACAGUACAACUUCCUUUGCUCCUCAUGCUCUUCUGGCUGCUUUCACUCUAGCCUUAGCGCCCCUUAG
Messenger RNA from Closterium sp. NIES-65, 9351 nucleotides. NCBI's taxonomy places the organism in Eukaryota, Viridiplantae, Streptophyta, Zygnematophyceae, Desmidiales, Closteriaceae. The record is from the annotation of a GenBank genome assembly.